Molecule: messenger RNA, 2822 nt
Organism: Nerophis ophidion (straightnose pipefish)
Lineage: Eukaryota; Metazoa; Chordata; Actinopteri; Syngnathiformes; Syngnathidae
Product: growth arrest-specific protein 7-like
Exons: 11
Coding region: 228-1259 (343 amino acids)
Biological process (GO): neuron projection morphogenesis; actin filament polymerization
Cellular component (GO): actin filament; plasma membrane; cytoplasm
Molecular function (GO): actin filament binding
Source: RefSeq, a predicted model, not a curated record
CCGUCCCGCGUGUUUAGUGUCGUCUUGACCCCGGCUCGCCGCUGAUCCUGUCACUUGGACAUCAGUGGGUCUGUGGGAGGAACCUGCCUGCCCUCCUCAAACCCCACCCCCUCUCCCUCCACACAACCAGCAUCCAUCACCCUGCCGCCUUCCUCCUGACAGCCCAGCCUGGCGCGAGCGAGCGAGGCAGCGUGGGCUGAGGCAGAGGAGAAGCAGGCAGGAGCAGCAUGGAGGGCAGCUUUGACACCGAGGAGAGUUUUGACGACCCCUCCUGUCUCGCCCCCCAGCCGCCCGGCCCCGUGUCGCCCGCCAGGAGGCGUGUCAACGAGGUGAAGGAGACCAAGACCACGAUCAACGGCGUGACGUUCCCGCUUCCCGGAGAAGGACCCGAGCAGCAGCUGCUCAAGCCUAACGAAUGGAGCUACUGCGAUUACUUCUGGACGGACAAAAAGGACCCCCAGGGGGCCACGUGUGUGGCGGGCUUCGAGGUUCUCCUGCAGAAACAGCUGAAAGGCAAACAGAUGCAGAAGGAGAUGGCGGAGUUUAUCCAUGAGCGAAUAAAGAUGGAGGAAGAGUACGCCAAGAACUUGUCCAAACUGUCCCUCAGCACACUGGCGGCGCAGGAAGAAGGCACUUUGGGAGAGGCGUGGACUCAGCUGAAGAAAAGUCUUCACGACGAAGCCGAAGUUCAUCUCAAGUUCUCCAACAAGCUUCACUCUGAGGUGGAGAAACCGUUGUUGACGUUCCGAAGCGACCACUUCAAGAAGGACCUGAAGAAAUACGACCAUCACAUCGCUGACCUCAGGAAGCAGCUAGCUAGUCGCUACGCUAGCGUGGACAAAGCCCGCAAAGCUCUGGCGGACCGUCAGAAAGAUCUGGAAGUGAAGACGCAGCAGCUGGAGAUCAAGCUGAGCAACAAGACAGAAGAAGACAUCAAAAAGGCUCGCAGGAAAUCCACACAAGCAGGAGAUGACUUGAUGCGGUGCGUGGACCUUUACAACCAGACUCAGUCCAAGUGGUUUGAGGAGAUGGUGACCACCAGCAUGGAACUGGAGAAACUGGAGGUGGAUCGCAUUGAGUGGAUCCAGCAACAUCUGCGCCAAUACACCACGCUGAGACAUGAGACCGACAUGUUCAACCACGGCACGGCGGAGCCGGUGGACCAGCUGCUGCAGGCGGUGGACCCGGCCAAGGACCGAGAGCUCUGGGUCAACGAGAACAAGACGGGCAACGUGCGGCCCGUGGACCUGGACCUCUAAAGCCACGCCGGGGCGUGAGCACGCCCGCUAACACUGAUCCAGGGACGGCGCAUGAGGAAAGGAAGUAGUCCCGGUACCAGUCCCAGUACCAGAACCAGAACCAGUACCAGCAUGUUCCAUGUACAUCUGCUUGAGUAUCAUCAGACAUGUCGUGCUGUUGUGAUGUUUUCUUCUUCGUAUGAACAAAUCCUGUCUUUAUUUUGGAUAUGAAGACUAUAUUUUCUUGUGGGUGGAAGCGCAUGCUUGCUUGUGGACGCGUCCUUCAACUGCAGGAACCUCAGAGACCAGGUUGGAGUUGCUCGGGAACGGGAUCAGUGUGCAGGAAAAAGCACGGGAACACCUUUGAGUGCCUAAAGUGUUCUUGAUCUAUUCUCCAGCAUUUGUCUUAUUUUUGCUAAUUGUACAGAGAUGACCGCCCCGUGGCGCCCCCUGCUGGUUUUAUCUGUGACUGCAUGUCCGUGUCUGUUCACAUUUGCUUUUGUGGCGUUCGUCUCCUUUCGUCGCGAUGUUUAAAAAAAAAAGUUUUAUUAAUUUGUGGUUGUAAAAUCAGUGUUGUCUUCUCAGCGUGUGGUGACACCUUUGGAAUGUUUCGCUGACCUCAAAGUCCACACUGGAAUGCGGCGUCCAUAUUAAAGCUCCUCUUGAAAAAGUCAACAGUGCCCUUUUGCUGUUGUUAUGUAAGCGAUGAGCACGACAUUCUGACCUUUUUGUCCGUCCGGCCCUGAUGCAUGCUGGGAGCAGGCUGAGGCUGGCAAAAGAAUCCUCAUAAAAUAAUGUUUUUUAAUCAAACGGCACUGAAAAGGAUUGAGUGCAUGUAAAAAAAAAACACAACAAAAAAAAAAACACAAAGGAAACAUUAGUGUGACAUCUUGCAACUUCAACAUUUGCACUUUCUUUUUUCCUUGGCGAGCGGCGUUGAACUGGCCCUCCAAAAACUUUUGGGACACCCCCAAAAGAUAAAAUUGGUGGCUAUACCUGACGCGCCUUCAAAAUUAGGGAACUUUUCCUGCAUGUUAGUUUCCCAAUGCGCAUUCAUCUGCGCGCUGCGUUUAGCAUACAUCCAAACGCGCACCUGUGCUGCAGAAGGCGGCUGAAAUCAAUCUGCAAUCACUCAGUUCUCAACACACCUGUCACUGAUGAGUUCCUUAGGCUUCUUAACCUGCGUUCCGGGCCAGAACGUACUUCCUGUUCCUACAGAAAGCCGACACGUCUAGCUCUAUGAGCACUUUCUCCACCUCCAUGUUCAUUUGUAUUGUGUUCCUUGUCGCCAUCCAGCUGCAUUCCUCCAUUUCCUCGUCACAGGAUGUGUGUCUCGUCUCCCUGUGUUCCAUCUGGUUCCCCUGGCUGCCUCUUUGGAUCUUGACCUCCCACCUGGACCCAGACUUUGACGCCUCGCUCUUGCUCCUGACCUCCUGCCUGUCUCUGGAUCUCCGAGCCGCACCUCGCUCAACAUUCCUAGUAACACUUAGUUAACCACUACACAUAGUCGCACAACACACAUAUUUGGAUUAGUUACACGCCUCAUUUUCCUUGUUUGUAAUAAAAAGAGCUAAAGGACUUCCA